Messenger RNA from Uranotaenia lowii, 703 nucleotides. RefSeq names its product acanthoscurrin-1-like. The transcript has 2 exons. The coding region runs from base 84 to 464 and encodes 126 amino acids. NCBI's taxonomy places the organism in Eukaryota, Metazoa, Arthropoda, Insecta, Diptera, Culicidae. The record is from RefSeq and is a predicted model, not a curated record.
CUUGUAUCAAUUCAAUCGUUGCAACCCUUCGGUACACAAGUGCAUUUUCCGCCCAGAAGAAAAACCACCCAAGAACAUUCAGAAUGAAGUUUUUGAUUGCCCUAUGUACUCUGCUCGUCGUCGCCGCCGCCGUCAACGGGGCUGAUGAUGUCAAGACGACCGAGAAGCGAGGAAUCUACAGUGGAGUGGGCUACGGUGGCCUCGGUUACGGAGGACUCGGAUAUGCCGGAGCUGGCUAUGGUGGUCUCGGAUACGGAGGACUUGGCUACGGAGGUCUUGGCUAUGGUGGACUCGGCGGAGGAUACGGAGGACUAGGAUAUGGCGGUUUGGGAUCUAGCGCUUACUACAGCGGCAUCCGAGGAUACGGUUCCAAGGGAGCUCUCGGCUACGGUGGAUAUCCUGGUGGAUAUUUCGGUCAGGGUGGAUACUUCGGAGGACUCGGCAAUGGAUAUUACGGAUACUAAUGAAGUUGGAACUUGGGUAAACAAUGUUCCAUUCAUUCAAUGAAGGCUGUUCUGUGUUUAUUUUUUGUUUAUUUCUGUAUCGAUAGACUUACCAGUGGGAAGCACUGGAAAAAUAACAUUCGUGUGAAAAUUUUAAGUCUAGAGAAAAUUUUUUUUUGUAUCUCCCGAAAUUGCUCCUCUGUAUCUGUUAAGAUAUUUAUUCAAAGCUUUCUCGACCUGCCAAGCUAGUGUAUUAGAGU